This is a messenger RNA of Cetraspora pellucida, 233 nucleotides long. The record is from the annotation of a GenBank genome assembly. NCBI's taxonomy places the organism in Eukaryota, Fungi, Glomeromycota, Glomeromycetes, Diversisporales, Gigasporaceae.
AGAAGGGGCAGCAGACAGUUUCCACAUAUGUAAAAGUCCCAAAUGCAGAAGCAGGCUCAAGUAAGCAAGACCCAAUUAUAGAAGAUCCAAACUGGGAAGAAGUCACAAACGAGAACAUCGAAUCAGAAUCCAAGGGGAAAAAACUAAAAAAGAGCCAAGAGUCAUCUGAUGAGGAAAUAUUCUCAACCUCUAGCAACAUACAGAAGGAAAUUCCAAACAUUGUUCAGCCUAAA